Messenger RNA from Amphiprion ocellaris (clown anemonefish), 3379 nucleotides. It is a transcript of the gene stk36, whose product is annotated as serine/threonine kinase 36 (fused homolog, Drosophila). Gene Ontology annotation, cellular component: cytoplasm. Gene Ontology annotation, biological process: protein phosphorylation. Lineage: Eukaryota; Metazoa; Chordata; Actinopteri; Pomacentridae. The record is from RefSeq and is a predicted model, not a curated record. Bases 541 to 3072 code for a protein of 843 amino acids. Gene Ontology annotation, molecular function: ATP binding; protein kinase activity. The transcript is spliced from 14 exons.
GAUUAUGCGAUAUGUUUUUUGUUUGUUUGUUUGUUUGUUUUAGCUAUUUCUUAAAAAUACAUCAACUAUUUGCUCACUGAAUCAUAAAAAUGAUUUGGUGGCACAUGCUGAUCAUGUUUCUAACAAUGGUAUUUGUUGUGUUCCUUUAAAACUUUUUUCUAACAUAGGCUGAGUACAAAGCAAAGUUAUUGUCUGAUCCAGAGAGAGUUUCUCAGAGCUCCUCUGGUGAAGCCACCACCUACUUUGUUUUCAGUUCUCAGCCCGUUGCUAGGAACGCAACGGCUGUUGCUAGGCUAAGGACCCCUGCUCACGUGUGUCCACAGAAAAGCCGGUUUUGAAGUUAGCAUUAAAUUUGAAGAAAUUAUACACAAAAAAAAUCGUUGUUUAAAAUAAGCUACUAAAAGGUCGCACUUAUAAAUCAUAAAAACAUAUGCGUGGACUAAAACUACAGCUUGCUCACCGCCCUUGAGAGAAAACUUACCGAUGCUAACAGCUCCGAACUUCCGCGUUGGUCUCCACCGUUAGCUUGCUGCCGUCCACAUGAACUCAUAUCAUGUUUUGGAGCUGGUGGGAGAAGGCUCGUUUGGCCGAGUUCACAAGGGAAGGAAAAGAUUUACUGGCCAGGUUGUGGCUCUAAAGUUCAUGCCAAAGCUGGGUCGUUCUGAAAAGGAGCUACGAAAUCUCAAGAGGGAAAUUGACAUCAUGAGGGAUCUUCAACACCCGAAUAUUGUCCAACUCUUUGACAGCUUUGAGACUGAAACUGAGGUUGUGGUUGUAACUGAGUAUGCAGAGGGCCAGUUGUUCCAGAUUCUAGAGGAUGAUGGGAGCUUACCAGAGAACCAGGUCCGUGAGAUUGCCUGCCAGCUGGUCUCAGCUCUGUAUUAUUUACACUCCCACCGCAUUCUUCAUCGUGACAUGAAACCACAAAAUAUCCUCCUAGGAAAAAGUGGUGUGGUGAAGCUGUGUGACUUUGGGUUUGCCAGAGCCAUGAGUGUCUCCACCUUGGUGCUGACUUCUAUCAAGGGAACACCACUGUACAUGUCUCCUGAGCUGGUGGAGGAGAAACCAUAUGAUCACACUGCUGAUCUCUGGUCUCUGGGCUGCAUCCUUUAUGAGCUCCACACGGGGGCGCCGCCGUUCUACACUAACUCCAUCUUCCACCUGGUGCAGCUCAUUGUGAGGGACCCAGUCAAAUGGCCCGAGACUAUGAGCGACACCUGCAUGAGUUUCUUGAAAGGUUUGUUGACCAAAGACCCUCAGAAACGGUUGUCAUGGCCAGACCUCCUCCACCAUCCGUUUGUUGCUGAUGGUGUUCUAGUGCUGUCAGACACAAGCCUUUUCAGUCCACUGACAGUCACGCCCAGUCCAGAUGUGCUGGCGCAGAAAAUUAAGCAAGUGGCAGAAAAGUCUGUACCGACUUCUAGCGGGAGCAGAUUGCUGCGAAGGGCGAGGGAACAGAGGGAGAACGGUAACAAAAGGGAACCUUCAGGCACUGACAGUACCAAAAAGAAGGAUGGAGUGGGGAAUGAAAAGGUCACCUCUACGAUGGCAGCAGCAUCCCCUAGAGUGAAAACCCCCAGCAGCAUCCCUAAGCCCCCUUCCAGUGAUGGCUCUGUUAUGUCAGGUCCAGUGAUCGCCAGCCAGAGCAUCAAAAAGAUUCAAGCCAGCACAACACCAAAACCCAGGAGUCAGAUCAGCAGAGACUUGGACUUCUGUUCAGGAGAUGAUCUGCAUUCCUUUUUGUCUGCGGUGCUGUUAGUCUUUACCAAGGAUCCAUACUCAUGCGUUCCUCUGUUUUCUGAGAAUGGAUCAAAAUGUUUAUACACUCUUGGCCUGCUGCUGGGCACUGACUGUCUUCAUUUGUUUGCCAACGGCAAUCCUGGGAGACCCGAGGUGGAUCUGAGUCACGACAGCUUAUCUGCAUUGAGCUGCCACUUAUUAUGUUUUCCGUUUGCUCUGGACCUGCCUUCACACACCAUGUCCACAAUUCUCCAGUUGUAUGACAGCUGUGGUAUUGCUGCAAGCCUCCUGCAGGUAAUUCAAACUCUUCCCCCUCCACUGCUAGAGCUGCCUCUCUCCCUGCUGAGCCGCUUGGUCCUGUGUGAUCCCCAGCGUUCUGUUGCCCACCUCAGAAAAGCUGCUUCUGGCUUUUUCUCAGCACCACAGGACAGCCAGCUCACAUCCGCCGGGCAUCAGCCUCCUCUAACCAGAACUGCCAGCUCUCUGCUCUGUGAGUUACUGCAGCUGGAUGAGCUGUGGGACUCUGCGGUGGAGCUUCUUACUCUGCUGUCCCAAGUCGCUCGUUGUCCCCCUUCGCCUGCCUCCCUUCAGCUUAAUGUGGAAGCCUCGGUGCUGCAGCAGGCUCUGACUCACGCUUACGACCAGAUCAGGGCGGCCACAUGCAGACUUUUGGGAAAUUUGCACCCAUUCAGGCCUCCUACACCAGACACACUGCAACUUAACAUUUUCAAAGGCACGAUAGGCUGUCUGCAUGAUUCCUUCAUGCCUGUCCGAAGAAUGGCUUGCAGGGCAGUCGGAAACUGGCUGGGCUAUAUAGCAGCAACGUUUGAAAAGGGCAGUGGAAGUACAGGUUGGGGAAAAGAGAAGGCGCAAAAUAAACUCAGGUGUUUAGAUAUUGAGGAAGCAUGUGAUUUGGAAGCAAUAGCAGAGCAGGCAGUUGAUGAUGAGGAGGUGAGAAGGUGGACAGAGGAAGCCAGGAGGACGGCGACCUUGCUGGCCGCUCUGAUCACUGACCCCGACGCCAUCACACGCCGUCACUGUUGCACAGCCCUGGGAAACCUGGUAAAAGUCGACGCCGCUGUACCCUUGUUGUUGGAGGAAGGUGUGCCCAGCUUACUUCUGAGAGCCGCAUGCACCGAUUCCCAUAAUGCAGUGAGACAAGCUGCCAUAGCAACUCUGAGCCUGUACACCCAGCAGGACGCAAUACGACAGGUCCUGAUAUCUCUGGAUGCCACUAAGAAACUCCUUCAGGCUUCACAUCAGGCUCCUCCACAGUGUGACAUCCAUCAGCUCAUUGGGCAGCUGCAAGCGAGUCCAGCUCACCAGAAAUGAAAGAAGAUUCCAAUCUUUCUCCUCCUCUCUCUAGAGUGCUUUCUCCUAUAUGAACCAGUGUGUUAAAGAACUACUGUACAUAAUCAUCCCCCUUUAUUUUUCCCUCAUAAUAAAUAAUGACAGAUUUGUUUUUUUAUUGUUAGAAUUUUGCAGACAAAAAAUCGACUUAGUGCAAUCGAAAUUCCAUGCAAACGACUUUUUCCCCCUCCUUUUUAAUUAGGGAGGGUUUAUUUAGUUUUUUGGGUUUUUUUUCUACAUUCCUUCCUCACUAUAAUCUACUAAUAUUAAUUAAAUAGUCGCUACAACA